GUGAAGGAAAGUUGAAGUCAUUCCUCGCAGUACUAUAUAAACAGUCGACAACUCAUGAGAACCUCAACACCAGAAGCAAUAAUGGCUUUCCUUAUUGGACUGGUUUUAUUAGCGGUCGCACCGGCCGUGCUAUGCCGCCCCUCCCUACUCGAGCCGACCAAAUGCGACAACAGUCACUGUCCACAAGUGGACCCCAAGAUGUUGAACAUACAUCUGGUGCCACACACUCACAAUGACGUCGGAUGGCUGAAGACUGUCGACCAAUACUACUAUGGCUCGCGAACUAACAUUCAAAAGGCAGGCGUUCAGUAUAUCAUCGAUUCUGUGGUGCAGUCGCUGCUGCAGAACGAGACCCGAAAGUUCAUAUACGUUGAAACGGCAUACAUCUGGAAGUGGUGGGGAUUACAGACACCCGAGCUUCAGGAGAAGGUCAAGAAGUUGGUCAACGAUGGUCAGUUGGAAUUUAUAAACGGUGGCUGGUGUAUGAAUGAUGAGGCGGCCGCACACUACCAGUCCAUUGUGGAUCAGAUGACAUGGGGUCACCGGCGUCUUCAGGACACGUUUGGCACAUGUGGUAUACCAAAGAUCGGGUGGCAGAUCGACCCCUUUGGUCACAGUCGAGAACAGGCGUCCAUUUUCGCACAGAUAGGCUUCGACGCCAUGUUCUUCUGGCGUUUUGACUACGAGGACAAGAAGAAAAGGUUAGCCGAGAAGAGCAUGGAGUUGAUAUGGCAGGGAAGUGAUGACUUGGGAAGUGCUUCAGACAUAUUCACAAGCGCCAUGGAAAUGGGUUACGGUCCGACCCCGGGCUUUAACUGGGACUUAGCCAAUGGCGGUAAUGACGACCCGAUCAUCGAUGACCCGGAAUCGGAGGACUAUAACGUGGAUAAAACUGUGGACAGACUAUUCACGUACGCAAAGGUGUACUCUAACUAUUACGCCACAAACAAUGUACUCUUCCCAAUGGGCACUGACUUCUUCUAUCAAGACGCCAACAUGUGGUUCAAGAAUAUGGAUAAACUCAUCAAAUAUGCCAACCAAAGGAAAUCCAACGGAUCCAACAUUAAUGUCUUUUACUCAACUCCUACCUGUUAUCUACACGGCGUGCAUAUGGCUAACCAUACCUUCCCCACCAAAAAGGACGACUUCUUCCCGUAUGCCUCCAACACUCACUCCUAUUGGACGGGAUAUUUCACGAGUAGACCAGCGAUCAAAAGAUACGAAAAAGUUGGCAAUAAUUUCCUUCAGGUCUGCAAACAGUUGGAUGUCUUAACUCAGGGAAAUGGUAAGAAUGAGGCGCUGGGAAAUGGUAAGAAUGAGGCGCUGGUGACCCCCUUAAGGGAAUGGAUGGGUGUUAUGCAACAUCACGACGCCGUCUCCGGUACUGAGAAACAACACGUCGCCGAUAAUUAUGCGCUUAAAUUGUAUAAAACUAUUGAAAAAUGUCAGUCAGUUGUGAGUCAAUCGCUCAAUACAUUGAUUGCCGACCAGAAGUUGAUUCAAUUGUAUUGCAAUGCACUGAAUAUCAGCGCCUGUGCUGUCACUGAAGGCACUGAUAAUCUGGCGGUUACUGUAUAUAACCCUUUCGGACAUAAUGUCAAUCCAGUUAUCAGACUACCCGUCACUUCGAAGGCCUACAAAGUUUUAGAUCCGAAGGGAACUGCAGUCAAAUCAGAUAUCGUUCCCAUUCCUCCCGCUGUACUCAGUCUGAAGGAAAGGGUUAGUAAAGCAAAGGAUGAACUCGUGUUUGAAGCACAGGUACCGGCCCUUGGAUUUGCUACUUAUUUAUUGAAAGCAAAUGCACCACAAAAUAGAGUAAAUGAGGCGAAAGUGUCUAAAUGGAAAGGGUUAGUAAAGCAAAGGAUGAACUCGUGUUUGAAGCACAGAGUAAAUGAGGCGAAAGUGACUAAAAUAACGGAAGCCUUUGCCGUAAAAUCUAAAUCUUUAAACAUUUUAUUCGACAAAACCGGAGCUUUGAAUGCAAUAGUCGACUUCUUGCCUUUUCAACAACUGAAAUUCGUUUUGAAGCUCAAGAUAUUCCGUUUCUUGCUAUUGCUGAGGAAGGUAGUCGUGGAGACAUCAGAUGUUAAGGAAGUCCGCCAAUCGUUUGGAGACUAUAUUUCACAAGUGAUCCGAAUUACACCAAACAGUGAUGUCAUUGAAUUUGAUUUCGUCGUCGGACCCAUUCCUGUGGACGACAAGAUCGGCAAAGAGAUUAUCUCUCGAUGGGAGACAAACCUCACCACAAAUGGUCUCUUC
Messenger RNA from Oppiella nova, 2259 nucleotides. The record is from the annotation of a GenBank genome assembly. NCBI's taxonomy places the organism in Eukaryota, Metazoa, Arthropoda, Arachnida, Sarcoptiformes, Oppiidae.